Molecule: messenger RNA, 1641 nt
Organism: Stegastes partitus (bicolor damselfish)
Lineage: Eukaryota; Metazoa; Chordata; Actinopteri; Pomacentridae
Gene: trim63b
Product: tripartite motif containing 63b
Exons: 1
Coding region: 133-1197 (354 amino acids)
Biological process (GO): regulation of microtubule cytoskeleton organization
Cellular component (GO): cytoplasm
Molecular function (GO): zinc ion binding
Source: RefSeq, a predicted model, not a curated record
CAGAAUAGAUAUCAGCAUUUCACAAGUGACAGGAAACGCAAAGAGGACGUUCUCAGAGUCUGCUCUCCACCAAAGUAAUUUGUGGAAAUCAGCUAAACUACUCAUCUAGGUAUAGUCAAAGACUUUUGCACAAUGGACGUCCAGAGGACAGGAUCUAUGGUUCGACCUCCGAGCCCCAUGGAUAGCCUUGAGAAACAGCUGAGCUGCCCCAUCUGCCUGGAUAUGUUCACCAAACCCGUGGUCAUCCUGCCCUGCCAGCACAACCUGUGCCGUAGCUGUGCCAGUGACCUGUAUGACUCGCGCAACCCAUACCGCUUUUCUGGUGGCGUCUUUCGCUGUCCUACCUGCCGGUUUGAGGUCGUGCUUGACCGCCAUGGCGUACAUGGCCUCCAGCGCAACUUGUUGGUGGAAAAUAUCAUCGACAUCUAUAAGCAGCAGCAAGAAGGCAGCAACAGUGGAAGCACAGAAACCACCCUGAAGCCAAAAGAAACCAAAGAACCUUUGUGCCAAGAGCAUGAAGAUGAGAAAAUCAAUAUCUAUUGUGUGACCUGCCAGGUGCCCACCUGCUCCAUGUGCAAAGUGUUUGGCCAGCAUAAGGAUUGCGAGGUGGCCCCUUUAGCAAGUGUUUACCAGACCCAGAAAGGUGAAUUGAGUAAUGCUAUUGAUACCCUGGUGGCCAGCAAUGGGCGCCUGCAGGCUCUCCUCAACCAGAUGGAAGAUGCCUGCCGUGCCGUACAAGACAACGCUCAGCGUGCUAAGCAAGGGCUGGGUGAACGCUUCGAUCUGUUAUACGCUGUCUUAGAAGAGCGCAAGACCAUUCUACUGGAGCAGAUUGGGAAAGAGCAAGAUGAAAAGGUGGCAGCUCUGCGGGCACUGGCUCAGCGUUAUGGUGAACGACUGCAGGCUACUACGGAGCUGACAGAUUCGGCUGUGAGGGCAUUGGAGCAGAGUGGAGCAGCUGAGUUUCUUUUGGCUUCAAAGGGCCUUAUCACACAGACCAAAGAUGCAGCCAAAUCCUCAAUGGGGGAAGACAGACCAGAGCCAGGCUUUGAGAAGAUGGACCACUUCACUGUGGCAACAGAGCAUGUUGAAGCAGUCCUUUCCAAGAUGGACUUUGGAGUUGGUGGUGGUGAUGAUGAUGAAUUUGAGGAUGCAGAGGAAGAAGAGGAGGAGGAGGAAGAGGAAGAGGAGGAAUAAUGAAAACAGAAGUUGUUAUGGACUUUAGUAUUGUAAUACGUGCUUUAGGAAGUUUUUUGAAAUAAGGAAGUGUUCAUCACAAGGACUGUCCGUUGGAUAUUGAAUGAAAUAUAAGGCUAGGAUGGACGUGGCCUAAAUGGCUUGCCACUACUGUCAGUGCAAUAUUUAAGUUGAAUGUCGUAUUCGUACCUUUUCUUAACAUCUUUUUAUACUUUUGUACUUUGAAGCCAGUUAAAUGGAAAAUAGGUCUACAGAAAUGUAAAUACAGAAUGUCUGAAGAUUGAUCAUGUUCUUCAUGUGUAGCUUAUAGAAAUGUUUAUUUUAGUAGAUUUCCUUUCUCACUUUGUCAGUUUGUGUUUAAUUGGUGAUCAGCUGAUUGGUCUGUAAUUACCAAAUGUGUCUCUUCUGGUUCGUGGAAUAAAGCUGCAUGAAGUUAAACACCAA